AUGGCUGUUUUGCAGAGGCUGGAGGACACCAUCUUGAGUCCCAUGGCCAGCAGAGAGGACCGGACGCUGACUGUGCGUGGGGAAGGCUGGCCGGCUUGGCCCACCCCUGUGCCUGCCCGAAUCCGCGAGAUUGUGGCUGGCAGCCUGAGGGAUGAACCACCCUGCGCAGGGCUGCGGGCGCCGCCGGCAGCGCCCGCAGGGGUGCAGGAGGAGAACGAGCUUCUGCAGGAGGAGCUGACGCGGCUGGAGGGCGAGCUGGCCGGCAGGCACCACGCGGCCAGUGAGCGGCUGCAGGCCCGUCUGGAGCGCACGGAGGCCCGGCUGCGGAGGUCGGAGCUGGAGCACAGCGUAGACCUAGGGGAGGCCCUGGGCCGCGUGGAGGCCGCUGAGCAGAGGAGCACGGGACUGUCCCAGGUGAACGCGCUUCUGCGGGAACAGCUGGGCCACAUGAAGAAGGCCCACGACACGCUGGCGGCGGAGCUGGCCAGGACGGCGGACAGCGUGCUCCACCCCGGGGGGACCCCGCAGCCGGCGGAGGCGCGGCGCCGGGCAGACCGACAGUGCUCCCAGCACGUGGGCCGGUGCUCCCUACGUGCGGGCCGGCCCCGCCUGCCUGAGUGCUCCCAGCGCGUGGCCGGGGCCGCCAGCACGUGGGCCGCCCCGCCUGCGCUCGGGAAGCUGUCAAGUGUGCAGUCGGAUGCAGUACCGGGCAGGCCCGUCCAGCCGCCUGCUCCUCUGCGUCACCGGGGCCAUGUCUGGUCCCUGCUCUUUGCGGACCCCGAUGGGGCUUGGGAGGCGCAGUGCGAGUGCACAGAGGACCCGGCCCCAGGCACGGAGGGGCUUUCCCUGCAGAAGAAGGGGGCUCCGUGGGGGGACCUCAGAGUUCACUCUGCCCCGUCUCAGCGGGCGGCUUCCCCGCUGCCUCCCCGUGAGCUCUGGGUCACCGCGCUCCGCGUGCAGCUGGCCGAGCUGCGCACAACCACCGAGAGGGGACUCGCGGACCUGCGGGCGGAGGCGGCCAGGACAGCCGGGCGCCUGCAGACGGCCUGCCUGGACCUGGACGGGAGGCUGCGGCUGGCGGCCGGCAAUGCAGCGGGCGCCCUGGAGCAGCGGCUACGGGCCCAGGUGCGGGAGACGCUGCAGCUGCAGGGCCGCUGGGACACAGAGAAGGCGGCGCUCCAGGCCAGACUCUCCGAGCAGACGCUGCUGGUGGAGAAGCUCACAGAGCAAAACGCGAAGAAGGAGAGAACCAUCUCUUCCCUCAAAAUGCAGGUUCAGAAACUGGUGCGUGGGGCUGAGAGAGGAGGUGCGGGCGGGGAGGCCCGGAGCGGUGGGGGCCUGCUGGCGGCGGACGCCCCGGAGGACGGCGUCGGAGCCCUGCAGCGUGUUCUGCAGAGCGUCACAGAGGUGGCCCAGGCAGACGCAGGGGGCCCGGAGCCGGCCUGGAGCGGCGGCCCGGAAGCUCGGGAGGCACAGGGCCGAGCGCAGAGGCCCACACGCUCCGCGUCCCCCCAGCGCGGGGCGUCCCCACCGCGGGCCCUGGACGCCCUGCACCCCGCGCUGCGGGCCGUGCACACAGCUCUCGAGAGGCGGCGGCGGCUGGAGCAGGAGCUGGCAUCCUCCCAGGCCGUGGCCACCAGGCUCCGGGAGCAGCUGGCGGAGGCCCAGCAGGAGCUGCUGGCCUCCCGGAGGCGCCUCCAGGAGCGGACGCAGGACGAGGCGCAGGCGCACCAGCACCUCCUGCGCAAGCUGGAGGCGCAGAGGCGCGAGGCGCUGCACUGCAGGGCGUCCCGCGAGCUCUUGCGAAGAGAGAAGAGGGCUCUGGAAACGGCGGUGGAGGAGCUGAGGGCCAAGGCGGCCGGUGCAGACGCAGAGAAGCAGAGGCUGGCGGCCGAGAGCGCCGGGCUGCACGCGCGCCUCCUGCUGUGGGCCGAGCAGAGGGAAGAGUUGGUGCAGCAGGCAGAGCGGGGCCGCAGGGAGCGGGAGACCAGUCAAGGGCGCCUGGAGCAGCUGGAGGAGAAGGUCUCAGGGCUCAGGAAGGAGCUGGUGUCGGCCCAGGAGGCGCUGAACUUGGCCCAGCUGCAGAGGGACGUUCUGGAGAGCGAGAGGGAGGGUCUGCGCAGAGCCCUGGCCCGGGCCGAGGCCGGCAACACUGACCUGGAGCUGCUCGUGACCCGGCUGAAGUCUGAGGGUGUGAAGCAAAGGGACUCCCUGGCCAAGAUGGCUGCCCUGACGGAGGGGCUGGCUCGGGACAAAGGCGCCCUGGGCCACCAGGUCCUGCAGCUGGAGCAGGAGCGGGCCGACGCCCGGGAGCGGCUGGCGCGGGCAGAGCAGCAGCUGGGGGACUGCAGGUGCCUGGAGGAGCAGCUGCGGGGGCAGGUGGGCCAGGUCACAGGCAAGAAACAGGCCCUGGAAGAGGAGCUGGCCCAGAGCCUGCGGGCCCAGGGGGCCCAGAGGGACGCGCUGCAGAGGGCCCAGCAGGAGACGGAGGCUCUGUGCGAGGAGCGGGCCCGGCUGCUGGCCAAGCAGGAGGCCCUGGCGAGGCAGGUCCAGCUCGCAGCUGAGGAGGCGGCCGACCUCAGGGCUGAGAGGGACUCUCUGGAGAGCAGCCUCUUCGAGACCCAGCAGCUGGCGAUGCAGCUGCAGGUGCAGCGGGAGCAGCUGGAGGCAGAGGCCCAGAGCAUGGGGCUCGCGCGGGAAGCCCUGCAAGCGGAAAUGCAGCAGCUGAAAAGCGCCUCGGAGGCGCAGGAGACGCGGCUGCGGCAGCAAGUGGCAGAGCAGGAGCGGGACGCGCAGGCGGCCCUGGAGCGCCGGGCGCUGGCGCACCGUGAGGCCCUGGCUCGGCUCCAGAGGGAGAAGGAGUCCCUGAGUCUGUCUCUGACAGACCAGAAAGAAGUGGCAGCUCACCGGCUGGAGCAGGAGAAGAAGCUGGUAGCAAAGAAUGUGGCCGAGCGGGAGGCUCUGCAGGAGGAAAUUCAGAACCUAAAGCAUGAGCGCGACGCGAGUCUCCUCCAAGUGGAACACGAGAUGCAAGAGGCCCUGUCACUGAGAGAAGCAGAGAUGAGGCUGCUAAGGGAAGAGCUCUUCGGAGCCAUGCAGGAGCUGGGGCAGGUGCGGCAGGAGGCCCACAGCCAGCGGGAGCAAGCUGAGGCCACCGUCAGCACCACGGCCGCGGAGCUGAAGGCCCUGCAGGCGCAGUUUGAGGACGCCAUCACGGCGCAUCAGGGGGAGGCCGCGGCUCUGAGAGACCGUCUCCGGGAGAUGGCGGCAGAGAGAAGCAACGCUGGGAGAGAAGGUGUCCGUGCUUCCGUGCCGCACUCUGUCCAGGGCACCCGUGACAGUGAGAACCUACCGCCCAGGCAGCCGGGCAGCCUGGCCCCCGCGGCCUCCCGCUGCCAGAGGGCCGAGGGGCUGCGGGCGCAGCUGGACGAGGCCCGCCGGGCGCUGGGCGAUGAGGCCCAUGAGAAGGCCGUGCUGCAGAGCUCCAACGCCGAGCUGCGGGCCGCUCUCCGCAGGGCCGAGCGGGACAAGGCCAGUUUUCAGAGGUCCAAGGACGAAGGGGAGCAGAAGCUGCUGGUCCUGGAGGAGGCCCGGGCGGCGGCCCAGAAGGAGGCCUGUGAGCUGCGGGCCAGUCUGAGGGCGGAGGAGCAGGCUCACGCAGACGCCCUCCGGGAGCUGGGCAGACAGGUAAACAUGCUGGAGGCUGAGAACCAGAGAAAGAGCCAGGAGGUGGUCCAGCUUCAGGCUCGGGACGCACAGGGCGCGCAGGAGCAGCAGAGCCGGCAGGAGGUGCUGCACUUGCAGAGACUGGCCUCCGAGGCCGCCCUGGAGGCCGCCCGGGAGGAGGUCCUGAGGCUGCGGCGGAAGCUGGAGGAGCUGGAGGCUGGAGCCAAGGCCCGCGAGCGGCAGCUGGAGCAGAGGCUGCGCCAGAGCCAGGGGGCUGAGCGGACCCUCCGGGCUGAGCUGCGCGCCGUCACCGGGAGGCUGCAGCAGGCCGGCGGCGUGGCCGAUGGCCUCCAGGCUCGCCUGGACGAGGCCGGCCGCCGGACCCACGGCCUGGAGCGGGAACUGGCCCGGGCGGAAGGCGCCAGGCGGCGUUCGGAGGCCCAGCUGGGCCGGCUGUGGUCCACGUUGUGCCGCGGCCUGGGGCUGCGGGGACAGAGCCCCCCGGGCUCACCCGAGAGGCCCUGCUUCCCCAGGACAGGCUCCGAUGGCUUCCAGAGCGCCAGCCCCCCCGCCAGGUCCCGCUCGCCACUCCGAUGGCCAUCACCGGCACCCGGGGACCAGUGCCCGGAGGUGGACGUGGCCUCUGUGCGCGAGGCCCUGACGGACCUGGCGCAGACGCUGCAGGCUGCCCGGAGGGAGCGGGAUGACUGGCACUUCCGAGCGGUGAGCCUGAGCGGCCUGCUGAGCGAGGCGGAGCGCGAGCGAGCCCAGGCCCAAAGCCGCGCGGGGCGGCUGCAGAAGGCACUGGCACAGGCGGAGGAAGGCUGGCACCAGGCGGAGGGCGAGAGGAGCAGUGCCCAGGCGGCGCGCGCCCUGCAAGCGGAGACGCUCCGGGGGCUGGAGGAGGAGCACGUGGCCGGCACGCGGAGGGCAGGCCGGGAGAAGCGGAGGCUCCAGGCACUGCAGCCCAAGGGUGCUCCCUGGGCCUUUUCCUCCGUGCUGAUCUUGGACGUCACCUUCCCGUCGCUGGCUCUGCGCCACGUGCCGGAGACCUUAGGGUCUUCACCCAGCGCCCUGCAGGCAGGGGCUUCUCCCUCCCGGAGCACACCCCCAGGCCGCGUGUCCAGGACACCCCGCCAUUCCUUCCCGCAGGAGCAACCGGACACUCCGCACGGCGCUCUGGCCGAGAGCAGGAAGCUCAGCCAGGGCCGGGCCCAGAGGAAGCUGCUGGAAGCGCAGGUGGCGCGCCCGGAGCGCAGGUGCCAGGAGGCCGGGGGCAGGCUGGAGCCCCCCAAGGUUCCGGACGCGACCCCACAGCAGAGGGCCGGCCGCGGAGCGCUGCUCGGGGGGACGGACGGGGAGCCGCGGGCCAGGCGGCAGCCGCGUGGGGGCGCCUCGUCCCGCGGAGCACACGCCGCGCCCCUGCCGGCCCGCCUGCAGGGGGAGCUCGCGGGGCAGCGCGCGCGGGGGAGGAAGGAGGGUCGGCCAACCCGUACGGUCACAGUCAUGGUCACCAUCAUGGUGCUUCUCCUGAAGGGCGGCCCCGACACGGAGCUGCCCAGUCAGGGGAGCCCAGGCCUCCAGGGCAGCGGAGCCAGCUGUGGGCCCCCGAGGCCCACGUCGGGGAGGGGACGACAGGCUAAUGAGUUCCGGGAGAUAGAGCAGGAGAUGCUGAGGAAGGAAGGAGACGCGGCGAGGCCGGGGGCCCGGAGGGAACCAGGGCGCCAGCCCGUCGGGGGCCUGCGCCAGGAAGGGGACAGGGCGCUGAGGCACCACCAGCAGCGGCAGGCCCCGCGGGAGAGCCGGUGCGAACAAGGGAGCUUGUGCAGAACCGAGCUGACCGGGGAGGAGCGAGGGAAGCACAGGGCCAGGCAGGCCUGUGGGCAGCCCCACCCGGCUCUCACCCUGGGCCCAGAGGGCGGCUCGGGAGCUGGCCCCUCAGCACCGGCAAGGCCCGGCCGCGGACCCCAAGCAGCCACACGGGCCUUGGAGUGCGGGGAGCAGACCCACCAGUGGCAGGUGAAGGUCCCAGGGGAGGAAGUGGCCAGUCUGAAGAAGCAGCUGGACCAGGAAGUGCCUCGGAAGCAACAGGCCCCCCUCGGCCAGGCCUUCCGGGCCAAAAAGCAGAGCCGCCACCGGGAAGACGGCCGCCUCGCCUUCCGCUGCUCAGAGGGUGCAGUGCAGGCAGCCACGCCCAGAGCCCGCCACGCCCUCCUGGAGUCCAAUGCCAGCAGGCGCCCUGCGAUUCCACGGAGCACCAUGCUCCCCCCGGCCCUUGGGACAUCCACCCCUGCGCACCCUGGACCGUGCUCCGGGAUGCUCCUCCCGGGAGGCGGCCCUGGGGAUGCGUGCAGCCCGGUAGGCGCCGCGGUGGGGGCUGGCGGCCGGCGCCCUCCCACCUCGGGAGGGCCUGGCAUACAGACCCCCGCCCCCAGCAGAAGGACCCCAGGGACGGGCGAGGCGGCUGAGCCCCGGGCAACCAGACAGAAGUUGAAGGGGAAGCUGCCCCCGGGCUGGUGCCCCACAGGGCCUGCCCCGCUGAACGCUGGGGCCGCGGGCCCGCAAGGACCAGCCCUCCGUCACCUAGAGGCCCCCACCCCGGGGUCUGCGGAGCUUCUCUUGCUGUGA
Molecule: messenger RNA, 6294 nt
Organism: Hyaena hyaena (striped hyena)
Lineage: Eukaryota; Metazoa; Chordata; Mammalia; Carnivora; Hyaenidae
Gene: CROCC2
Product: ciliary rootlet coiled-coil, rootletin family member 2
Exons: 42
Coding region: 1-6294 (2097 amino acids)
Source: RefSeq, a predicted model, not a curated record